This is a messenger RNA of Manihot esculenta (cassava), 861 nucleotides long. RefSeq lists its product as uncharacterized. The record is from RefSeq and is a predicted model, not a curated record. The transcript is spliced from 3 exons. Lineage: Eukaryota; Viridiplantae; Streptophyta; Magnoliopsida; Malpighiales; Euphorbiaceae. The coding region runs from base 1 to 612 and encodes 203 amino acids.
AUGAUAUAUUCCUUAAACGCUACGUUUUAUGAUAGGGUUAUAUCUCUUCACUUCGUCACUUUCCCAGGUUCCCAUCCCGCUCCCGCAUACAGCCAGCCGCUACCUACCUCCCUCUCUCUCAAACCUCAGUCUCAGUUGAAGCACGCUGACGGCCGCGAGAGUCUCCUCACCGUUCUCGUCCCUUCUCCGUUCUCGUCCUUCAGUUCGGUCCCGCAGCCACAGCCACCCACCCACUCGCGAAAGCCAGCCAGAGUCUCUUCUCUCCAUCCUUCGCGUCUUCAGUCCCGCAGCCACGGCCAUCCACCCACCCAGUGGGACAUUCCCUUUCGCACUACAGAUUUUCAGAAGAUGAACAAGCGCUUUACAUUGUCAUUGACUGUCGUUUUAUCUUUUGUUCUGUUAUUUGGAGAGGCGAAAACUAUUGAUCCUUACAAGUUCAGAAAAACAAUGGAAGAUCAAUUCAAGAACAGCCCAGAAGACAAGACAAGAUCCCAUGUUAGAAUUCCUCCACCAAGGGGACAAAUUAAGGCUAAGAUUUUUAAGGAGAUAUGCAAGAAAGUAAAGAACUUAGUGUCAAUGAUGAGAAAGAAGAAGAAAGUUGGUGAGAAAUAGAAGCUGAAGUGCUGCAACUGCUCAAGAUUCAGAGAGUUAUUAAGAUUCUUGACACUUAUCUUCUUCUUUGAUUCUUGUUCUUUGUUCAUUGGAUUCAACAAUGAAGAAAAUGGGAUAUCGAAGAGAUCACUUGAGUGAUUAGGGACACUGUUGUAAGAAUAGAUACUUUGUAGUUAUUUUCUACAUAUAGUUUUUCUUAAUUUUGUCAAGCUUUUGGAGCUUAUUUUUGAAUAAUAAUUAUUAUUAUUU